AUUAAAAGCCCGUUGCCACCUUCUCCCUCUGUAAAACCCACCUUCUCAAUCUCUUUUCCUUGCAUUCUACCCUCUCCCAAAUGUCUCAAGUCUUCUCAAAAUCCCCCAAACACUGCGCCGAACGACGACGUUUCACCAUUUCCAAAUACCACAAGAAACUCUUCUUCGCUUUCUCUUCCUUCUUGACCCUCCUUUUAGCCGUCAUCUUCCUCAUCUGGUUAACCCUUCACCCUUCCAAACCACAGUUCUCUCUCACUCAAGCGGAUAUCUAUCAACUCAGCUUAACUCGCCCUUCCCUUCUUAACUCAUCCAUCCAACUCACUUUCCUCUCUAAAAACCCAAACAAAAGAGUCGCCAUUUACUACGACCAGUUACAAGCUUACGCUUCAUAUAAAGGUCAACAAAUAACUGUUGAUACCUCUCUUCCUCCGUUUUAUCAAGACCAUGAAGAAGCCAACUUGUUGACUGCGUUUUUACAAGGAACGGCCUUGCCGGUGGCUCCGUCUUUUGGAUACGAAGUUGGACGUGAUCAGAUCGCUGGUAAGAUAGUUUUGAGCUUGAAAGUUAAUGGGAAACUCCGGUGGAAAGUCGGGAGUUGGGUUUCCGGCCGUUACCGAUUCAACGUUAACUGUGUGUCUAUUAUAGCGUUUGGACCUAAUACUGUCCCAACGAGUCCAUUGAGUUCAAAUCGAGGGACUCAGUGUUCCACUACCGUGUGAGAUAAUACGUUAUGUAAAUAUAUAUAGAUAGAUAGAUAUGUUUUCCCCUAUGGAUUUUUCUUCACUUCUUUUAAGGAUUGCAAUAUUGUAAUGUGAUAUAUUCAAAGAAAAAAGCUUUGUUUAGAA
Messenger RNA from Gossypium arboreum, 845 nucleotides. Its product is annotated as NDR1/HIN1-like protein 26. NCBI's taxonomy places the organism in Eukaryota, Viridiplantae, Streptophyta, Magnoliopsida, Malvales, Malvaceae. Gene Ontology annotation, biological process: defense response to other organism. The record is from RefSeq and is a predicted model, not a curated record. The coding region runs from base 81 to 719 and encodes 212 amino acids. The transcript has a single exon.